Messenger RNA from Bacidia gigantensis, 990 nucleotides. RefSeq lists its product as uncharacterized. NCBI's taxonomy places the organism in Eukaryota, Fungi, Ascomycota, Lecanoromycetes, Lecanorales, Ramalinaceae. The record is from RefSeq and is a predicted model, not a curated record. The transcript has a single exon. Bases 1 to 990 code for a protein of 329 amino acids.
AUGAGGUACUAUCACGAUCAGCCUGCUUACCUUCCCACGGACAGCCAAUUGAAAAUUACCUAUGGAAUUGCAGUGACUGAGCAGAUAACCUGUCCUAAAGCCUGCAUACCAGUAUGGCCCGAUCGUGAGGCUGCGGACGACGGGGGCGUCGCUGAUAAACUCUACAACGCUUGGGCAGAGAAGACGAUCAAUGAGAUGAUCUUCCAUCAGAAUGCAGCACGUGAAACCGGCCAGACAUACUCGGCUGUUGCCCAAACAAAGCUCGAAUUUGACUCAAAGAAGCGUCGGACGCAUGCGAAAGGGCUCUACAAUGUCAUGCCUGGCUUUCAACCUCAGACCAAGCGUGGAUCAGACGCCGUUGACUUCACCAAUGCACCCUAUCCCGACAACCAACUCGCUCAUUUGGUACAUUUUCCGCAAUUCCAGGCAAACGGUCAGCAACCUCGAUGGAACGUCAUCAUCCACCCCAUCCCCUGGGGAUGUGGUCGUCACAAUGAGGCAAAGUGCAUGCUAGGCCACACCGGCGUCAACGCCCCCCAAUGCCCCUACCUGCUCGCUAAACGUCUUCCCCGCGACCUGGAGGAUGAUAGAGCGUCUCAAUUACUCCGCGAUUUCUCGCCAAUUGCCCGCGGCGGAGCAGUCAACAUCCCGCAACAGGGAUACGAGAUGCAAUGCACUCGUACAGCAGUCGCUAAGCAGGACCGUGCUGGAAAUUUGGGGCUACUCAAGCUGUCGGUGCCCUACCUCAAUGAUGUUUUUAGUGAACAUGUCUUCCCGCCAAACCCUGUGCCUAGACAGAUCUGGAGCGGAAGUGGCACGGCCACGGUGGAGGCUUUCUUGCCGUGGACCUAUCACUCGAACCACGACCCUCUGGCGCCCCCUCCCCCACCCCCACCCCCUAUGAUGGCACCCGUUUAUGGGCCGAUGCCGGGGGCCUUCCAGCCCAUUGGGGUGUGGUAUGGGCCGGGGGUAGCCCCUCCCAUGUGGUAG